GUUAAAUUUUUUAUUAUUUUUAUUUCAAUUUCCAUGAUUAAUCACUGAUUAUAAAUGUUAAUCCCUUCGGAAUCUAUCUGUUAGAGCAAUAUACCAUCUGGGUUCCGCUCAAAACCAUAAAAGCAUAGUUGAUAAUCUUAAAGUUAAUUCCUUUCUUCUCAGAAUUAGCGCCAAAGAAGAAAGAAAUAAUGACCGUAGAGAAAACAAACGGUGACCAGUUCCCGGCUGGCAUGAGAGUUUUGGCUGUUGACGAUGAUCCAACUUGUUUGUUGGUUUUGGAGACUCUGCUUCGUCGUUGCCAAUACCAUGUUACCACAACAAGUCAGGCAGUCACCGCUCUGAAGAUGUUAAGGGACAAUAGGAACAAGUUUGACUUGGUUAUCAGCGAUGUGCAUAUGCCAGACAUGGAUGGUUUCAAGUUACUUGAACUUGUGGGGCUUGAGAUGGACUUACCUGUUAUUAUGUUGUCGGGAAAUGGUGACCCGAAGCUUGUAAUGAAGGGAAUUACUCAUGGAGCUUGCGAUUAUUUGCUGAAACCUGUUCGGAUUGAGGAGUUAAAGAACAUAUGGCAACAUGUAAUCAGGAGGAAGAAAAUUGAUACAAAGGACUGUAAUCAUUCUGACGAUCAAGACAAGCCCCAUCAUGGUGGUGGUGAAGCUGCAGGAACUAGGAACUCUGAUCAGAAUGGGAAGCUCAAUAAAAGAAGGAAAGACCAAAAUGAAGAUGAAGAUGAGGAGCGUGAUGAGAAUGAAAAUGAAAAUGAGGACCAAUCAACCCAAAAGAAGCCUCGGGUUGUUUGGUCAGUGGAUCUGCAUCGCAAGUUUGUUGCAGCUGUUAAUCAGCUGGGCAUUGACAAGGCUGUACCAAAAAAGAUACUAGAUUUGAUGAAUGUUGAAAAGCUGACCAGAGAAAAUGUGGCAAGCCAUCUCCAGAAAUAUAGGCUUUACCUUAAAAGGAUCAGCUGUGUCGCUAACCAACAAGCUAAUAUGGUAGCAGCCUUCGGCAAUACAGAUGCUUCAUAUUUGCGAAUGGGUUCUGUUAACGGACUGGGGAAUUUCCAUUCCUUAGCUGUGUCUGGGCAGUUGCAGAAUAGUACUUUUAGAUCUUUUCCACCUGGUGGGAUGCUUGGUAGAUUGAACACUCCUGCUGGGCUGGGUAUGUGUGGCCUCCCUUCAGGAAUUAUUAUUGAUCAGACAAAAUUCCAUCCAAGCAUUCUUCCUGGAAGCCACAGUGCUAAUAUACUUCAAGGGAUGCCAAAGUCCCAGGAACUUGACCAGUUACAACCAAACAAAAGUAUCAGUGCUAAUGAUAAUACAACAGUUUUCCCUGUUAACAGUGGUUUACCAGAUGCAAGAUUAACCUUUGGUCAAUCAAAUAAUCCUCAUCUUAGUGUUACAAACAAGCCCUUGAUGUUAGAAGGACCUCCUCAAGAGUCCCAAGGUAACAGAGUAUUUGGAAAUCAGUCUUCUGUUACAUUGAUGGCCUUAAAUUCAGGAUCUUCUUCCCAUAUGCUAGAUCAUGGUAGAUGCAAUGAUAAUUUGUCAACUGCUGUUCAGUCAUCUGGGAUCCAGGCAAAUUAUUAUUCAUUAGGUGACUGUUUUAAACAGUCUACUAUGCAUCCAUGUAACGUGAGAGACAAUCUUUCUACAAUGGCCUCACAAAUUGGAAAUAAUCCAUAUGAUGUUUCUUCUAUGCCUCCACUGCAUAGCCAACUACAGGAUUCAAAAACAGAUUUACCAUUUCAAGGAGUACCUAUUAGCAAAAAUGCAGGGCAAAUGAUUAGCAAUGUCCCACAACAAUGGGAAAACUAUAAGCAUGAUGCUUCACACCGCUUAAAUAUUGGAUACAACUCAUUAAACUCUGCAAUCCCCAUGAAUGAUGAUGUAGGUACUUUCGGCCAAAGCUUGGACCCAAGUAACAGUCUUUUUCACCAAAGCACAGAAUUUGAUUCAAUUGGACAAUCAAAUUUUGUUGAUCCCUUCCCCAUGAAGAUUGAUGAGGUUCAAAGGUCUGGUAUCCAAACAUCAUUAAAUCCAAAGGAAGAGUAUCUCAUGGUCCAACAGAAGACACAGAGCCGUUACAUUUCAAAUAAUGUUGACUCAUUGGAAGAUUUAGUGAGUUCAAUGGUGAAACAGAUUGUUGAGGAAAUGGUGGGAGAAAGCAUUGGCAGUUUGUGGAAGAAGACCAAUCCUCACAUCAAGGCCCUUGACAUCAGUUGGAUUCUGCAUGAAAUAAGCCACCUGUGGGAUAGGAGAAAUGAGUGGAGAAGCAUAUGCUGCUUCAUCUCCAUAGACAAAAUCAACCUUGUGAAAAGGCAUCCUUGUCCAGUCAGAAACAAGAGUGAGCUCCUUGAGGGGAGGGAGAGUAGCCUGAGGUCCUUCUGCAAGUGCCUGAUUGUAUGCAUUCACAUAGUCAUUGUUAAUGGAGUUCUUGGCUUCUUUUAUCUUCUCAACAAUGGCCUCAUAGCUCCCUUUUUCCAGUUCUCCGGCUGUCAGUGCUACCGAGGCUAACACAAAAGCAUUUCCACUGAAACCUUGUGGCAGUGGUGGCACCAUCUUGUUCCUAGUGUCCACAGCAAAUUGCAGGCAAACCAUCGCUUCCUUCUUCACCCCCAUGGCCUUAGUCCUUGCCUGCAAUCGUCAGUCACGGCUAUUGUUUACAAACAUAACAUGUGAUCUUAUUACAACCCAAAAAAUUAUAACUUGAAUUGGGGUCAGAGAGGCUAUCAUGGUGUAGAAGAAACAGCCCUACGUGGAUACUUGGAAGUGUUGAAACCUAGAUUGUCCAUAUCUUGUUAACAUCAAAACAAGUAGGGUGGUUUUGAGCCAAGUUCGGCUCAUUGACAUCAGGAACUCAACAAAUUUUGAAGAACAUAAAUUUGAGCUUGAUAUGAUGUAUGAUACUCGAAUUUGGAAAACUCAGAGUAAAAUAAUAUUAUUUUGUAUUAAAUUAUAUUUA
Messenger RNA from Mangifera indica (mango), 2958 nucleotides. RefSeq names its product two-component response regulator ARR12-like. The record is from RefSeq and is a predicted model, not a curated record. The transcript is spliced from 6 exons. Lineage: Eukaryota; Viridiplantae; Streptophyta; Magnoliopsida; Sapindales; Anacardiaceae. Gene Ontology annotation, biological process: phosphorelay signal transduction system; cytokinin-activated signaling pathway. The coding region runs from base 189 to 2510 and encodes 773 amino acids. Gene Ontology annotation, molecular function: DNA-binding transcription factor activity; DNA binding.